Molecule: messenger RNA, 1799 nt
Organism: Theobroma cacao (cacao)
Lineage: Eukaryota; Viridiplantae; Streptophyta; Magnoliopsida; Malvales; Malvaceae
Product: Pectin lyase-like superfamily protein
Biological process (GO): carbohydrate metabolic process
Molecular function (GO): polygalacturonase activity
Source: RefSeq, a predicted model, not a curated record
CAACCUAUUGAUGGUGUCCUGUGUAUGAUUACAUUUCAAUGAAGAAAAGAAGAAAAAGGUGUUGGGGAUUAACCAGACAAAUUAAACAGUAUAGUAAACUACCAGAGAUUUGCUAAAGGAUGAGAAGAGCUAGAAUAUUGAUGGAAAGAAAACAAGUCAUCUCUUUUGACUACUAUAACCUCUCUUUGAACGAGGCGGUUAAUAACCAAGUUAAGGAGUAGUGGGAGGGAGUUAACGGCAGUUAUGGUAACUCCAGAAGCCCGCCCUUUGUUGAAAAUUCAAACCAUUCCCAGUUGGGCGGGUACGGGUGUGGGUGUGGCACUGUUUUCUUUUGCUGAUCGCAGUACUCUAUCUCAAGUCUACGAGAGAGAGAAUACUGUCAUAAUAAGUGCGAGGUUGAACAGCAAGGAGAUAUAACACAUUGUAGGAACAUGAGCCUUGAUACUCACACCAAGUUGCUAUUGGUGCUUUCAUUGUUUUGUUUCAAUGUUGUUUUUGCUGGGGAAAGUGGAGCAAGAAGUGCAGAUUUAGGAAUGGAAGGCUUUGAACAACAUGGAAGGGGGCUUGGGUUAUCACAUUACAAGGGAAGGAGCUCUCAUUUAUUCAAUGUCAAGAGCUUUGGUGCUCGGGCCGAUGGACUGACUGAUGACAGCAAAGCCUUCAGAGCAGCAUGGAAGAAAGCAUGUCAGGCUACAGGUGAGGUAGACCUUGUGAUUCCAAGAGGGACAUACUUGGUUGGCCCUGUCAAAUUCGCAGGCCCCUGCACAAAUGUGUCUAAAAUAACAGUUCGUGUGAAGGGUUAUCUGAAGGCAACAACAAACUUGUCUCAAUAUGGAUAUAGUGCUGGUUGGGUUGAAUUCAAAUGGGUGGAGGGGCUAAUUUUGACUGGAGGAGGGACUUUUGAUGGGCAGGGUGCCAAAGCAUGGCCUUACAAUAGGUGCCCCACUGACUUUAACUGCAAACUUCUUCCAACUAAUGUCAAAUUUGUGGGGACGAAUAGGACGGUUGUAAGAAGCAUAACUUCAGUAAAUAGCAAGUUCUUUCAUAUGGCUCUUGUCGAAUGCAAGAACUUCAAGGGCAGUAAAAUCAAGAUUUCAGCCCCAGCAGAUAGCCCUAACACAGAUGGGAUCCAUAUCGAACGAAGCUCUAGCGUACACUUUUCACGAUCACUUAUAGGUACAGGUGAUGACUGCAUAUCUAUUGGACAAGGAAAUUCUCAGGUCACCAUCACAAGCAUCAGCUGCGGGCCAGGUCAUGGCAUCAGCGUUGGAAGUCUGGGAAGAUAUAGGAAUGAAGGUGAUGUAAGUGGAUUAGUGGUUAGAGACUGCACAAUUACAGGGACCACGAAUGGGAUUAGGAUCAAGACAUGGGCUAACUCUCCAGACAGAAGUGCUGCCACCAAUAUGACAUUCGAAAACAUCAACAUGAACAAUGUGACCAAUCCGAUUAUAAUCGAUCAGGCAUAUUGUCCAUUCACAUCUUGCACCCCAAUGGGAACAUCUCAAGUGAAACUAAGUGACAUAUAUUUCAAGAAAAUAAAGGGAACAUCAUCAUCUGCAGUGGCGGUAACACUAGAAUGUAGCAAAGGGAUCCCAUGCCAGGAUAUUUACCUUGAAGAUGUUCACUUGGACCUGGCAUCAGGGGAGAAACAAGCGACUUCCACUUGUAAAAAUGUCAGGGCUAAAUACAUUGGCACCCAAAUCCCACCACCAUGUGCUUAGCAUAAAGCAGAAUUUUGAUCUUUCAAGUAACCCUGCAAUAUUUAUGCAGUUUGUAUACUUGUGUGUUUGUGCUGGCUA